This is a messenger RNA of Ochlerotatus camptorhynchus, 2636 nucleotides long. It is a transcript of the gene IKKepsilon, whose product is annotated as I-kappaB kinase epsilon. Gene Ontology annotation, cellular component: cytoplasm. NCBI's taxonomy places the organism in Eukaryota, Metazoa, Arthropoda, Insecta, Diptera, Culicidae. The transcript has 5 exons. Gene Ontology annotation, biological process: peptidyl-serine phosphorylation. The coding region runs from base 272 to 2473 and encodes 733 amino acids. Gene Ontology annotation, molecular function: ATP binding; protein serine/threonine kinase activity. The record is from RefSeq and is a predicted model, not a curated record.
UGCAUCAGUUCAAUGUCGAGAAACGAUAAGGCAAUAUUGUAAUUACAAAUUUCAAUUACUCUCCAAUGUUUGAAGUCGUAGAUUGCAAAAGUUUUUGAAAAGCAGAUGAUUGCAUUCCUUCCGAGUAUUGUGGGGGCUGUGAUGUCGGAAAAGUGUUAACAAAAGAAGUAUAGUAAAGUGUUCAAGUUGUUUUUUUUUUCUCGGACUGCUUGUUCCGGAUCUUUCUUGAAAGUGAAUUUUUGUUGUGGUCACAUCUCGUUAGGUUCCGAAAAUGAAUUCGUUCUUGCGGGGAUCAACCAAUUACGUGUGGUGUACGACCAGUGUCUUGGGUAAGGGUGCUACCGGAGCAGUGUUCCAAGGUGUCAACAAGCACAAUGGCGAACCAGUGGCCGUCAAGACGUUCAACCAGCUUAGUCAUAUGCGGCCGCACGAUGUCCAGAUGAGGGAGUUCGAGGUGCUCCGGAAGGUGAAGCAUAACAAUAUCGUCAAACUGUUGGACAUCGAAGAUGACCAGGAAGGUCGCGGAAAGGUGAUUGUGAUGGAAUUGUGUACCGGAGGGAGUUUGUUUAACAUCUUGGAUGAUCCGGAAAAUACAUACGGGCUUCCACAGAGGGAGUUCCUACUGGUGUUGGAACAUCUGUCCGCUGGAAUGAAACAUUUGAGGGACAAUAAUUUGGUUCACAGGGAUUUGAAGCCAGGAAAUAUCAUGAAGUACAUUUCCGAGGACGGGCAGACGAUUUACAAGCUGACGGAUUUCGGAGCAGCACGAGAGUUGGAGGAAAAUCAGCAGUUCGUUUCCCUGUACGGAACGGAGGAAUAUCUCCAUCCGGAUAUGUACGAGCGAGCCGUCUUGAGAAAAUCUAUCAAUCGGAGCUUCACAGCGAACGUAGAUCUCUGGUCCAUCGGAGUAACACUGUACCAUGUGGCAACGGGAAACCUUCCAUUCCGUCCGUACGGCGGACGCAAGAAUAAGGAAACGAUGCACCACAUCACUACCAAGAAAGCUCCGGGAGUGAUUGCCGGUACGCAGACCAGCGAAAAUGGUCCCAUCGAAUGGGCUCGACAUCUGCCACCACACUGUCAGUUGCGGGCAGGGCUGAAAUUUCUCGUCACGUCACUGCUGGCAGGUCUUCUGGAGGAAAAUCAAAAGCGUAUGUGGUCCUUCGAUCGGUUCUUCUACGAGGUACAACAUAUCCUGAACAAGAAAGUGCUGCACAUUUUCUACACCAAUCAAGCGACCUCCAUCGAAGUGUACAUGGAUCCGGAGGAGACCUUCUACAAUUUGAAGGAGCACCUCCUUAUACAGACAAAAGUGCCGCAUAACGCGCAGCUACUGCUGCUAGAGUCGGAGCUGUUUGAGCUGAAGGUUGGAGCCAACAGUAGCGCCCGCGGAUAUCCUACCACGGAAACGGAAAGUCCCGUCAUGCUUUUCAACAUCGAAAAUAACAACGUAACGCUUCCCAGCGAGCUGGAUCUACCGAAGUUCCCUUCGUUCCCGAGUGGGGUGUCGGUCGAAAACGAUGCCAGUUUGGCCAAGGUUGCGUGCAGUGUCGGUCACGAAUGCAAGCGACGGGUGGAGACUUUCGCCAUGCUGGAUACGCUGAUGAACAAGGCGGUGGAGCAGUUCGCGGGGCUGCUGACGAACUUGCUAGCCAAAUUGUCACAGCGGGUCAAACACCAGGAAGACGUUGGUAAUUCUGUUUGGGAGAUUUCUGAUCUGGUUGAAAUAGCUGUGUUAAAUAACGAAACCUACCACGACAAGGCUUCCUCGGUCCACACCGAAAUGAACACCCUGAAGGCGGCCUUUCAGCGGGUAUCGGACCCGGUCCAGCAACUGCACAACCGUUUCGUGUUGGAAGAAUCGCUGAGCCGCGAGUGGAUCACUGCCUAUCGGGACCUUCGCAGCCCCAACAAGAAGCGCGUCAACGAGAAGGCCAAAUACCUGGUGGACCGACUGCGCGACUCCUGGCAGCAUUUGCUGCGCGAUCGUGCCACCCGGUCGCUAACCUACAACGACGAACAGUUCCACGCGCUGGAGAAGAUCAAAAUCACCGAAACGGGCAAACGGGUCAAAACGCUGCUGAACGAAGACGUACGGCCUGCGGUGGAGCUGGAAGCCGAAUGUCUGGCCGAUUGGUACAAAAAGGCACAGACGAUCUUCCUGCAGACGCAGUUUCUGCACAAGGAUGUAAGUUCCCACGAGGAAACGCUGUACGACAUCCGCGAUCGCUUGAUUCAGAUCAAGGAAGACUUGAAGGAGGACAUCAAGAACGAUGGAGAAGUUUCCAAGAUUGCCAACGAGACGACCGUGAACGAGCAGAACAUUGAAUGCAUGAAGAAAUCCAAGGAGAUGCAGAGCUACCUGAGGACGUGGUACAACUAUCAGCGGGAGAUCAAGAAAAUUCUUCAGCAGAACAGCGAAUUGUGCAGUGUAGUUCAGAAUUUUUCCUUGACCGACGAAGAGACUACAUGAGAGAUUGUUGUUUAGAUUUUAAAUUGAAGAUCAAUGUUUUAGGCUGUUCCACUUAAUUUAUCUUAAAUACAACGGACUGGUUGUAAUAUAUUUUACAAUAUAACAAAGUAUUCUCUAUUAUUUUACAAUUGAUAAUCUAAGCGAUUUUAUAUUAUAUACCAUA